AUAAAGGGCUGCAUGUGGAAGUGCGCGUGAACAAGGAGUGGUUCACAGGCCGUGUCACAGCUGUGGAAAUGGGCAAGCACGCAGUACGCUGGAAGGUGAAGUUUGAUUACGUUCCAACAGACACCACACCAAGGGAUCGCUGGGUAGAGAAGGACAGUGAGGAUGUGAGGUUGAUGAAGCCUCCCUCUCCUGAGUACCAGGCUCCAGAUACGCAGCAGGAAGAGGAGGUUGUUGUGGCUGAACCUUCUACCUCAGACUGUGUCAGAAUUGAGCCAGACACCACUGGUCCCAGCAGCAGCCAAGAAACAGUAGACUUACUAGUCCAGAUCCUUCGAAAUUGUUUGCGGUACUUCUUACCUCCAAAUUUUCCCAUCUCCAAGAGUGAGCUGAGUUCCAUGAGCUCGGACGGGUUGUUGGCUUUUCCAUUGAAAGAAUAUUUCAAACAGUAUGAGGUAGGUCUGCAGAAUCUGUGCAAUUCAUAUCAGACACGUGCCGAUGCCCGGGCCAAAGCCUGUGAAGAAAACCUCCGCAACUCAGAGAAAAAGCUGAAGGAAACAGAGGAGAAACUGCAGAAGCUGAGGACCAACAUAGUGGCCCUUCUGCAGAAAGUGCAGGAGGACAUUGAUAUUAACACAGAUGAUGAACUGGAUGCGUAUAUAGAGGACUUGAUCACAAAAGGAGAUUGAACAGCCCCAGAACAAGUCCUGGAGAAGUGUGGAGGAGCUGCCUGCUGCGAUGGGAGAUGUGGAUUCCUGCAGUGGAGGACUAUGGCAGCUGAUGAGGAGAGAGGGCUUUAGACAGUGCUUGUUGUGUUGGUGUACAACUUGUUCUUGUGACUUUACAUGAAAAAGACAUUUGUGCUGUUGGCAGGAAAAUUUUUAACAUUGUAGUUCUCUGAAUCUCUUCCUUUUGUUUAUAAAUAUUUAUUUUUAAAAGAAAUAGG
Antrostomus carolinensis (chuck-will's-widow) is the source of this 943-nucleotide messenger RNA. RefSeq names its product ATPase MORC2-like. NCBI's taxonomy places the organism in Eukaryota, Metazoa, Chordata, Aves, Caprimulgiformes, Caprimulgidae. Gene Ontology annotation, cellular component: nucleus. The annotation marks the transcript as partial. The transcript has 5 exons. The record is from RefSeq and is a predicted model, not a curated record.